Messenger RNA from Heterocephalus glaber (naked mole-rat), 548 nucleotides. The record is from RefSeq and is a predicted model, not a curated record. Lineage: Eukaryota; Metazoa; Chordata; Mammalia; Rodentia; Bathyergidae.
CCUGGCUGGCCGGGCCGCCGCCGGGCUCCUGGCCACGGUGACCGGCACCAGCCGGGCCUCGGGCCGCUCUCUGGAGGAGGGGGUGGUGAUCUCCGAGGCAGGGCUGGGAAGCUGCGCGGCCUCUCCGGGCGCCUCCGCGUCGGGGCGCUAAGCCUGCUGCGGACCGAGCACCGGCCUUGCACUAAGCAGUGCACCUGCGACCGGCGCCGCGAGGAGGGUCCGCUGAACUCCAGCCCCCGCGCCGACGCGGGCUGCAGCUCCCCGCCCACUGCACCUCCACCACCGCCUCUCCCCUGCACCCCCGUGCACCUGUGGCGCAGGCCCAGCCCCAGCCCCGCGCUGGCCUUCUGGAAACUGGUGAGGAUGGACCUGGAGGCCGUCUGGAACCGCCUGUCUUCGGUGUACACAGAAACGCGGCCGACACAUGUAAGCCAGAGGCAAUGGCCACUUCAUCCAUAAGAGGCCGUGUCAGCAUCUCAACCUCUCCUCUCAAUCCCAGCACCCACUAGUUAUUUUUAGUACGGAAAAAUAAAAUUGAACAAAACAUU